UGGACAUGUGGCAGUAGCAGGUGAAAUUUAUUCUUUUAGGAGAUGUUUCACACAGCUUUCCCACCAGUUGGCCUACAUAUCCCAUGAAGUCCUCCUCCCACUUUGACAAGCUACGAUCACAUUGGGAGACGCAGCUAUCCCAUCUGCCAAAUACUUUUUCAUCGGUACGGUGCCUGACCAUGGAUUUUGAAUCUAAGAUUUACCCUCAAAUUGGAGGCUAUGGAAGAUAUAAUCGCAUUGUGACCAUUUUCAGCUGGUUCCCAAACUUCGCCGUGACGUUGAACCUCUUCUGUGAUGUUUUCUAUACUUUGACUCCCGAGUCUUACCACUGUAAACCCGACCCAAGUCUUCUGCCGUCGGGGUUUCUCCCAAGUAACUUUUCCAAACAAGCCUACCUCAACUUUACCAUUCCCUGGGACAAAGACAAUGCUGGACUGAGUCACUGCGAGUUGUACAGGUACUCAUCCAACUACACGAAUAUCACGGACAACAUGCCGAGAGUGAGAGUACCGUGCACGAAAGGAUGGGAAUACGCGAAACCAGCAGGGCUCGAGAGCAACUUUGUAACGGAGUGGAACCUUGUUUGUGGGGACUACUGGAAGAUUCCCCUUCAGCACAUCUGUUUCAUGACUGGCUGGGUGCUGGGCUAUGUUCUUCUAGGCACCAUCUGUGACUGGCUGGGCCGGCGGCGGGCGCUUCUCAUGUCUGUGUCCCUCUCGGGACUGCUGGGAGUGGCGGUGUGCGUGUCCAACAGCCCCGUGGCCUUCCUGCUGCUCAGGCUCUCCCAGGGCUCCAUGUUGGCCGGGGUCUUCCUCUCCUCGUACAUCGCACGUCUGGAGGUGUGCGACCCCCCCCAUCGGCUCAUGGUGUCCAUGGUCAGUGGAUUCUUUUCUGUGUUUGCGGAGUUGCUGUUGCCAGGACUGGCGGUGCUGUGCAGUGAUUGGCCAGUGCUACAAGCAGUGGCCACUGUGCCCUUGCUACUCAUGAUCUCAUAUUGGUGCUGUGCCUCAGUGUUCCCAGAGUCCCCCCGCUGGCUGCUGGCCACGGGUCAGAUCCCUCAGGCCAAGAAGACUCUGCAGAGCUUCUCAGCGCGGAACGGAGCCUGUCGGAGUGAGGACCUCUUCCCGGGCGAGACUUUGCUCUCAGAGAUAUCCUCUGCUUAUGGGGAGGACACAGAGAGUGAGUACCACAGUUUGCUGGAGCUUCGCCACACUCGAGUCAUCUGGAGAAACGGCCUCAUCCUUGGCCUCACUCUGUUCAUUGGAACAGGCAUCCAGUACUGUUUCACACGUAACCUGCACAGCUACUCCACCCACUUCUACUUCAGCUACUUCCUGCGCGUGCUGACCGGGGCGCUGGCCUGCAUCUUCCUCUGCAUGACCGUCGACCGCUUCGGACGCCGCGGCAUCCUUCUGCUGGUCGCCAUAGUGACGGGCCUGUCGUCCCUGCUGCUGCUGGCACUCACACAGUACCUGCGAGGGGGGCUUGUGCUGGUUCUGUCUGUGGUGGGCCUGCUGUCCUCCCAGGCCCUGGCCAUGCUCAGUGUGUUCUUCGCCAGUGAGGUGAUGCCCACAGUCAUACGAGGCGGCUGUCUGGGCUUGGUGAUGUCGGCGGGUUGCGUGGGCAUGGCGGCCUCCUCCCUGAUGGAGCUGCAGAACAACGGCGGCUACUUCCUGCACCACGUGAUCUUCGCCUCCUUCGCCGUGCUCUCCAUCCUCUGCAUCAUGCUGCUGCCCGAGAGCAAGCGCAAGCCGCUGCCGGACUCGCUCACGGACGGCGAGUGCCUGCGGCGGCCGCCGCUCUUCCUGUCGCGCGUCGACCGCGACAGCCUCCCGCUCCUGCGCACCACGCGCGCGCCCGCCUCCGACUACAACCCCGAGAACUACGCCCGCCUGGUCAGUGCCACCAAGAAGAUGCUGUCCAAAGACACGCUGCCUUUCAAAAUGGCCGCCGUGGCGUCUCCACACCAGGUGCUGCUGCUGCCGUCCAGCAACGGUGUGAUAUCGGGGUCCCAAGGAGGGGCCAGAGGACUGGAGAAUGGGGCAAGACAGGACAGUACUUUCUAGCACUUUCUCUAAAACAAACACCCCUUUCAAACGCACACUUGCGUGCGGUCCUCUGAUGGGAGUCCGCUCUCUGCGUCUCGUUGUGGUUUGCCAAAGGCAAACGUAAGGGGGGACUCCUCUAGAACAAGGAGGAGGUCCUCUCCACCGGGGGCUCCAACUGGACUAUCUCACCAGCUUCUCAGGAGAGACUAGAAGGUGCUAUGUCAUGACUUGCGUGAGCACAGCUGCUUUGACGGACACAAUGCCAGAAAACAGAGGCGGUCAUGCUUUAAAUGGUUUAAUAUUUUUUUAUGAUUUCCUGAUUUUCAGGGCAAGGGGAGAUGUACAUAAGUAUGUAUAUGUGUUGAGAAUUUGAACAAGCUGUUAUAUAUCAUUGCCAGAAUGCUGUAUGUUGUGUUCUAGUCCUGUGUUGUGUUGUGUGUCGUAGAAACACUGUCUCUGAGAAUACCUCUCUACGUUCCUCUCUCUCACAAACAAACACACUCUUUCUUUUUCUCUCUCUUUCUCUUCCCUGUCCCCUCCUUCCAAUGCAGAACUAUUCGGGGUUUUGGCUGCCACAGUCACUUGAGUCCAAUUCCUUGUCCACUUAGGGCUGAAAGACUCAUGGUUCUCAUUAAGUGGUGUGUCUUGUGACAGUGGAGCCAGUAUGCGAUGGCUGGCCCUGAUCUAAUAUCUCCUCCUCGUCACUGUUGACUUGCUGAAGGACGCCACUCCUUCUCCACUUAGAGGCACAGAAUUACCUCAUCUAUGGAUAGGGGUGAGAGGCGGGGGGUUUCACUUGUGUGACCGGAAAGACCAAAGACAGCCUUAUAGCUUUAAUGUUAUCAUUUUCUUGGGCUUACCACUAUGUCAGGAAAUGCCACAUACUGUGAUCAUUAUUCCUUGCUGUUCAUGUGUGCUUUGUAUGCAUCUGAAACAUCAGUUUGGAGCCAGAGGUCAUGAGUGCUGGAACCGUUACUGGAGCUUUUGCCAAAGGACAUUUUCUAUCUCCUGAAGGGAAUACACUGGGCCAAAUUACCUGACCAUACAAACUUUGCAUCAGAUGCCUCUGAUAUCAACAUAACUUUUUUUAAGCACAGACAAUGCUGUCCAAUAAAAUAAUAAAUACCCAUAAUUUAUCUUCA
Molecule: messenger RNA, 3190 nt
Organism: Sardina pilchardus (European sardine)
Lineage: Eukaryota; Metazoa; Chordata; Actinopteri; Clupeiformes; Clupeidae
Gene: slc22a31
Product: solute carrier family 22 member 31
Exons: 9
Coding region: 84-2066 (660 amino acids)
Biological process (GO): transmembrane transport
Molecular function (GO): transmembrane transporter activity
Source: RefSeq, a predicted model, not a curated record